GGAGUAGUUGGGGAAGUUUUGGCUCGUGCAGUGACACGUGUGGUAGAGGAGUAAUGAUAAGAUCUAGAACCUGCACACAACCCAAGCCAUCUCUCAAGGGACGACAUUGUGAAGGUUCUCCAGUACAAGUAGCAUACUGUAACAGGUACACAUGUCCAGACACGAGGGUGUUCUUUACAGCAAUUGGUGUAACUGGUGUAACUGGAAGCAGCAUUGCAAAAUAUUCGAACAUUAUUCAAAGCUAUGGUAACGAAUAUGACACAAACACAGGCAACUUUACGUGCAAGUACCCAGGAAUAUAUAUGUUCUCUUUUCAAAUUUCAAAACAAUGGUGGUCUCAUCAACCCGAUUUUUUAGAGUGUUAUAUUUGUGUUAAUGGUGUUUACAGAGUUGGAGCUAGAUCGGAUCCGCACGGUGAUGACAAAGAUGGUUAUUCUAUCAGUGUAACCGGAACAUUCCAUUUAAAAAUAAAUGAUAUUGUUAAUGUUGGAGCCUGCGCUGCACUCUUUGCAGCUCAUAACGAUGCAAGAUCCUCAUUUACCGGGGUACUCAUAGUUCCAGAUAAAAUCUAAAAAUAUUAUAACUUUUUGAAAACAAAUGAUGACACUGGAUUCCAUAUGUAAUAAUGAAAUAUCACUACACAUGAUUCAAUUUGAAAAUAUAUCAUGACAGUUUACACGUGUUGCGUCAGACAGUUAAUAGAAAGUAACAUUGACCUCUAUUCUAGAUGAUAUUUGUUUAAACAAAAUACGUCAUACAACAGGAAGCGUGACACUAAAUUUAACCUUAUUGGCGUCCGCGUCUUAUGGAAUGAAAUCAGAUUUUGUGAAAGGGCGAUAGCAUCUUCUCGAGCCUUUUAGUCGGACAUAAUAAAAGCCGAUCUUUCCGAUCGGUAUGAGGGUGCUUGAUUAUUAAUUAAAUAUGAAAUGUCGCGAUGUAUAGAAUGAAUAGCGAACUGGGGAAUUUCGCAAUGCAAACAUUUUCAAAUGAAAUAAACUUCUCCGUCAAUAAAUCGCGUUCUUCGGGGUAUUUUUAUUUAUCAUUUUGUAGUACACAUUAAUAUGGUAUGUUAUUGUUGUACAUGUAUCCGAAAGCUGAAUAGAAUGAUGAGUUGAUGACCUAAAUAUUCCGAAAAUCUAGUUAUAGAGGGAUGUACUCCUGUCGGUAAUUCCCGGUCUCUCCUGGUGUAUUUUGACCGGAAUUUACUAGUGACCGGCGAAUAGUACCACUCGUUUAUUGUCCGGUCUCUCCCGGUUUUGGAGUAGAUGUUUGAUAUCGUUACAGAAGAGAACAAAUAUUUUACAGAUAAAUAAGCUUUUUUCGAAAUGAAUGUUUGUCACUUAGUUUUGUUACAAUAAUUAAUAAACGCAGAUCAACUCUCAAAUUUAUUGAUUAUUAUUAUAUUCGAAAAAAAACAACAAUAGCAUGUUUUAUUUUAUCUAUAUGAGAUAAAAAAAAAAACAAUAAAUAUGUACAAUAAUUGAGAAAAAAGGUACACUUUAAUGGUAUUAAUAUGACACUAUCAACUUUGAAACAUUUUAUUUAAUUUGUUAUUCGUGUUUAGUAAAGAUGCCGAGGAAUUAUUUAAAGUUACAAAUUAGAUUUUAUGAAUUAUUCAAUUGAUUGUUAAUUUUAAAAAAUGAUAAAGAAAAAUACAAAUGUUCAUGUAUAUGGUUUAAGAAUAAACAAUAUUAUAUAUUGAAAGAUUAACCAUAAUUUACUGACUUUUUCCAGUUAAAUUUUGACUUAUAAUCGUCGGUCAAUAUGACAAUCGAAUUCUUAAAAUAGUAGUUAACGUAAAAACUCAGUAUUAAAAUAGCACAUAAAACACAAAAAAGAAAAGAAGACAAUAUUCAUAAAAUCUAUAUAUAUUCUAUUUUUAAAGAACCCUAAGCUUAAUGGAAUUACAAAACCAAGUAUAAAUUGUUAUAUACAUGACAUUUUAAUUAUAUCAUAACUUAUUAGUUAAUUGCUUUCAAAAUAUAUCCAUGUAAACUAAAAUCUCAUAAAAUGCACUUUCUUUCUCAAAAAUGUAAAAUAAUGUUUUUGUGUCGUCUUGCACUUACCCAUUCAAUUAUUGAAGCUUAACAUGUGAUAUAAUUUUAAUUGAAUUGAGUUAAGAUUGCAGGUAAGCCGGAGCGAGUAAGCGUAGUCGGUUUGGAAUUACAGAAUUCAAUUAGGACACUUAAUCUAGAAAAAAAUAUUAUUACUCAUCAUAGAAAUGUGCUUACUAAAUCACUUACAACAUUAUCUUUUUCUAUCAUGUAAUAUUUUAUAAGAAUAAAUAUACAAAUGAUAUAACUAUAGUUUAUUUCAAUGUUUGAAAUACUAGUUUUCAUGGAAAAUGUCCCAGCUGAAGUCCGCUGAAAAACUUUUUAACGACCACUUGGCAGUAUUUUAUUACAUUUUUACUUAUCAAUUAUUUCUAUAUGCCAAUUAUAAUAGUAAAUGUUUAUUUAUAAAGCCAAUUGAGCUAAUCUUGUCAAAAAUGAUAAUAAUGCUACUUUAAUCAAUAAAACAUUAGCUUUG
Messenger RNA from Ruditapes philippinarum (Manila clam), 2529 nucleotides. RefSeq names its product complement C1q-like protein 2. Lineage: Eukaryota; Metazoa; Mollusca; Bivalvia; Venerida; Veneridae. The record is from RefSeq and is a predicted model, not a curated record. The transcript has 2 exons. The coding region runs from base 54 to 572 and encodes 172 amino acids. Gene Ontology annotation, molecular function: protein binding.